Molecule: messenger RNA, 3751 nt
Organism: Tarenaya hassleriana
Lineage: Eukaryota; Viridiplantae; Streptophyta; Magnoliopsida; Brassicales; Cleomaceae
Exons: 32
Coding region: 112-3504 (1130 amino acids)
Source: RefSeq, a predicted model, not a curated record
GUGCGUGCGUACAUUUCGCUCGAACUCCGUAUAAAAAUUUAUCUAUAUAUACACAGGAGACAAAACCAUCGCGCUUGGAUACCGUGUUCGGAGCCCUUGAAUUCUUCGUCGAUGAUGUCGACCCUCAGAGCAUACGCGGCACCAAUCUUCAUCUUCUUCCUCGCCAUGUUCUUCCAGCUUUUCCUUCUCCCCCGAUCCUUUCCUCCUUCUCACUACGACGUUUUGGGCGUGACGAGGCACUGUUCGGCGGAGGAGGUGAGAGAGGCGUACGAGAGCUUUGAAUCCAAGUGGGAUUCAGGUUCGGACGUUCCUACGGCAAGUAAUUUCAUAAAGAUACGUUAUGCCUAUGAGCUGCUAACAAAUCCAAUAUGGAAAAGGGACUAUGACUUAUAUGACGUUGAUGAAAAAGCACAUGUUAUAGAGGAGCUUGAGAGACAAUAUGCUGCGGAAGAUUUUGCAAAAAUAAAGCUUCCCCUCCUGGAAGUUGUUUCUUACGAGCCUCAGAGUGAACGUUUUAUAAAAAUUACGUCUCAAGAUUUUGCAUCCAAGUUGCAAGAUUCCAAGCCAUUGCUCAUUCAGAUGUAUUCUUCUGGUAGCAGCAGAUCUGCACAAUUUUCUCAGGUUUGGGAAAGAAUUGUUGAAUUAUUGGAAGGAGUUGCUAACCAUGGCAUGGUAGAGCUUGGUGAUCUUCAACUUGUGACAUACCUUGCGGAGAAAAAGCCAACUGGAAAAGUAUUUUUUAGAAAAGGCUUACCUUCACUUGUUGCUUUCCCACCUCACUGCAAAACUUCUGAUUGUCUCAUAAGGUUUGAGGGAGAGCCAUCAGCCGAAGCAGUUACUGAUUGGUUGGCAACUACCGUGAUGGGGUUACCUCGAAUAUUCUAUCAAUCAAAAGAAACACUGGUGUCAAAGUUCCUCUCAAAAGUCCCCCCUUAUAAGGUGAAAGUCAUUCUGUUCUCAAAAACAGGGGAACGGGCGACCACUAACUUAAAGAAGCAGCUGAAAAAAAAAGAAGAAAGGAUCACCUUACUACAAAGUCAGUUGGAUGAGACUAUAAAGAAAGUAAGGAUGCUCGGAAGUGGUACAGAAAAGCUUGAGCAUCUUCUGACGAUUAGACGAACUGAUUCUGGACAUGUUGGUCUCGGAUAUACUGGAGGGAGUGCUAACAAAGUAGGAAACUUUGUAUCAAGAGGAAAACUUGGAGAUGAAGUUAUUUCAAGAGUAAGGAAAACUCCGAAAAUCAUGAUUGAUCUUCAUCCCAGACAGCAGUACCAAGGCGAUAUUAUACGAUUUUUCUUUAAAAAAAAACCUAAAUUUGUUUUCCUGAAAACUGUGGAAUCUGCAGUGCGUGCGUACAUUUCGCUCGAACUCCGUAUAAAAAUUUAUCUAUAUAUACACAGGAGACAAAACCAUCGCGCUUGGAUACCGUGUUCGGAGCCCUUGAAUUCUUCGUCGAUGAUGUCGACCCUCAGAGCAUACGCGGCACCAAUCUUCAUCUUCUUCCUCGCCAUGUUCUUCCAGCUUUUCCUUCUCCCCCGAUCCUUUCCUCCUUCUCACUACGACGUUUUGGGCGUGACGAGGCACUGUUCGGCGGAGGAGGUGAGAGAGGCGUACGAGAGCUUUGAAUCCAAGUGGGAUUCAGGUUCGGACGUUCCUACGGCAAGUAAUUUCAUAAAGAUACGUUAUGCCUAUGAGCUGCUAACAAAUCCAAUAUGGAAAAGGGACUAUGACUUAUAUGACGUUGAUGAAAAAGCACAUGUUAUAGAGGAGCUUGAGAGACAAUAUGCUGCGGAAGAUUUUGCAAAAAUAAAGCUUCCCCUCCUGGAAGUUGUUUCUUACGAGCCUCAGAGUGAACGUUUUAUAAAAAUUACGUCUCAAGAUUUUGCAUCCAAGUUGCAAGAUUCCAAGCCAUUGCUCAUUCAGAUGUAUUCUUCUGGUAGCAGCAGAUCUGCACAAUUUUCUCAGGUUUGGGAAAGAAUUGUUGAAUUAUUGGAAGGAGUUGCUAACCAUGGCAUGGUAGAGCUUGGUGAUCUUCAACUUGUGACAUACCUUGCGGAGAAAAAGCCAACUGGAAAAGUAUUUUUUAGAAAAGGCUUACCUUCACUUGUUGCUUUCCCACCUCACUGCAAAACUUCUGAUUGUCUCAUAAGGUUUGAGGGAGAGCCAUCAGCCGAAGCAGUUACUGAUUGGUUGGCAACUACCGUGAUGGGGUUACCUCGAAUAUUCUAUCAAUCAAAAGAAACACUGGUGUCAAAGUUCCUCUCAAAAGUCCCCCCUUAUAAGGUGAAAGUCAUUCUGUUCUCAAAAACAGGGGAACGGGCAACUCCUUUUGCACGCCAAGCUGCAAAAGAUUACUGGAAUUUUGCCUCUUUCUGUUAUGUGCUUUGGACAGAGGAAGAUGCAUCGUCUUGGUGGAAUGCGUUGGAGGUGGAAUCUGCACCUGCCGUUGUGUUCAUGAAGGAUCCAGGCUCAAAACCUGUUGUUUAUCAUGGAUUAGGCAACCAUACAUGGUUUCUGAACAUUUUGGAGCAGAACAAACAAAUGAAUCUACCUCAAUUAAGAAGCACAACGUCGAUGGAACUUGGUUGUGAUGCUAAGGGCUACUCUCGUGCUGGUUAUGAUACAAUGACUUGGUACUGUGCCAUCCUUGUGGGAAGGCCAAGUGUGGAACUCAACCAGAUGAGGGAAACCAUGUGCAGGGUACAAAAUUCUUUAUCAAGUUAUGAUGAUUCAGAUGUCGCUGGAAGCGAUUCUUCAGUGCCAGACGCUGCAGCUGCUCUGAAAACUAAGCGAUUAACAUUUGCUUGGCUUGAUGGAGAAGUCCAGAAGAAAUAUUGUUUUUUCUACGUUCAUUCGGAAACCAACUAUGAAACGUGUGGAACAAGAACUACUCCAGACGAUGUCCCUAGGUUAUUGAUAGUGCGCUAUCAUAGAAAUGCUUCCGAAGAGAGAAAUGCAGAGGAGAAGAAAUCAAAUAUCUGGUCAAAAACAGUUUGGCAAGAUGAUGCGAAGGCUGAUCCCGCUUCACAGCUUGUUGUGAGUUACGAUGGACCGAAUGAAGUGCCAGAGAUCACACAGUGGCUGUCUAAAAUGGUCGAAGAUGGAGACAAUACGAAACUACCCUUCUAUAGAACAAAAACUCCAGAACUUGUUCCCGAGGGCUCUGAGCCGAUGUUGUCAGGAGUCCCACGAACUGUACAAGUACAGCAGAAGAUUAAUAGCUUAAAAAACAUCAUCAAUGAUUACCUGCAGGAUCCAAGGGUCGGUCCAGCAUUGCUUCUUGGAGCAUUGUUAUCUACAGGUUCGGUGUGGUUGAUGAGAAGUCAUCCAAAAGAACCCGUUCAGCCAAGCCAACCAAAUCAAUCAGAAAAUAAGGGAGAGAAAAAGGCGAGAAAACGAGAAAGGGCGAGAAAGGCUAAGGCUGAAGACAUUCCUCCUUCAAUAACCGAUAACGAGCCAAAGGAUGCAGUUCAGCUGCUGUCUUCUGAUUCCGACUCCGACUAAGUUAGUUCGCAGUAUCAUCAUCGUAUCUGCCACAAGGACCACCUACGCUAAGUUGCUAUUUUCUCUUCAAAGUUUGGAUAUAUUAUUGCUUUGUUCACAUUUAAAAAGUCCAAGCUAAUGAAAUUUUUCUGAAUUCCCUUAGUUGAUACUUCUGUCUUGGGUCCGUUUGAGAAAACAUCCUGUGAAUAACGUCUACGGUUGGAUGGUUUAUCUGCGAAUAAGGGUUAGCCGCUUGGUCUUUGUCUAA